UGCAGCCUGCAACAUGCAACUUGGAGGUCCCCCCACGACCGGGACUGGACGAAAAUACCCAAAAAAAAAAACAAGACCAUCCCGAAAAACAUACUUUGCUUUUUAACGGUCUCAGAUCCAUGCGAACCACGCCAGUACAUCAUCGUCUCGGAGUAAAAGAUCGGUUGAACGACCUCAAAUUGGCUUUUUGCCGAAUCUGGUGGACACUACACUAGCCAAGCCCUGUCUGCCGUUGGUGGCCCAUGGGCGACGAUGCUCAACGCCGAAUGUCCCCUAAGACGGGGAGAUCGGGCGAGGUUUUACCCACCUCAUGGAUGAUGAUUGCAAGUGCCCGGGCGCGCACCAACGAAACGACUAGGCUCGAUUUGUUCAAGAAGCAUCCAACCACCUCCUCUGCACUCCAUCAUCUCAACCGAUCUCUGGUCUGGUGGAUGAUCUGCCUGCAAUGUCAUCACCCAUCACACAUCUCGGUUGCCGCCAUCCCGGAACCCAGGGGUAUGGAUGUACAGUUCCUCCCUCGGCUGGCUGCUGUCGAUGGAUGGCGUUCGCGGGGCGCAUCAAAUCCGGCAGGAUGCCUCCCCACGUUUCCCCCAGUGGUGCAGCCUCCCCCGGAUUCAGGGAUGCUAGUCCCUCGAAUGAUUGCCGUUUUGUGCCACAGUAACUCUGGAGUGUUCUACAGUAGAACCAACCGACGUCAGAUACACAACACACUAACCCCACAGGUUCCGCCUGUCACCAACGCCUUGCCUGCCUUGUCUGUGUCUGGGGUACAGGUCCAGCCCCCGCUCCUUCACUAUCCCGGCCGUGCUACCCGUUUCCCCAAUAUUUUCACGGUAACGAGCUCAGCUCCCAGUUCGCGCCGGCGGUCUCAUGUCUCAGACUGAGUCGAUGUCACGGCAUCGGAUCUCGUCGGCCGCGUGAUCACGCUUCGGGUCUCACGGCGGCAUUUCUGGCAGGUGGCAGGACUUCUGUAACCGGAGAUUCUGCCAGGUCCCGGCGAGCAUGCCGGGCCGAGCCAUACCCCCCCCAUCGUUCUUAGGUGGCGGAGCGGCUUGGGAGCACGUGGUGCAGAACUUGGGAUUCGCCAAUGUCUCUCUCCAGCCCCCGGGAUCCGUCGGGCCCCUAACAAACGACGUAAAUGGUUCGGAAGGGACGUGGAGCGCGGGCUUGCGGAAACC
This is a messenger RNA of Chaetomium fimeti, 1178 nucleotides long. RefSeq lists its product as uncharacterized. Bases 243 to 884 code for a protein of 213 amino acids. NCBI's taxonomy places the organism in Eukaryota, Fungi, Ascomycota, Sordariomycetes, Sordariales, Chaetomiaceae. The transcript has a single exon. The record is from RefSeq and is a predicted model, not a curated record.